Molecule: messenger RNA, 1592 nt
Organism: Scomber japonicus (chub mackerel)
Lineage: Eukaryota; Metazoa; Chordata; Actinopteri; Scombriformes; Scombridae
Gene: dok3
Product: docking protein 3
Exons: 6
Coding region: 1-1581 (526 amino acids)
Biological process (GO): cell surface receptor protein tyrosine kinase signaling pathway; positive regulation of MAPK cascade
Cellular component (GO): cytoplasm
Source: RefSeq, a predicted model, not a curated record
AUGGAUGUCAUCUACAAGGAGGGGAUGCUGUACCUUCAGGGGGUCAAGUUUGGAAUACUAUAUGAUGUGGAAUUUAACUUUUCCCAUUUCCCCCUCUGUCAUCUACAACAGAAAACAUGGCGCAAAAUAUGGUUGGUACUUUUUAAACCCAGUUCUACAGGAGUCGGCCGACUGGAGUUCUAUACUGUAAUUGACAGCAAUGCUGACCCGAAGAAGGCCAGCCGGCUGAGAACACCAGAGAGAAAGGUUGUGCGGCUAAGUGACUGCCUCAGUGUCACCCCUGCUCCUAAGGAGUCUUGCCCCUCGAGAUGCACUGCCUUCUACUUGAACACCACACAGUGCACUUACACCUUUGCCUCCAUGACAAACCAGGAUUGGCUGAGUGCCCUCUCUCUUCUAGCCUUCCAGAAGGAUCCUGGAGAGUCAGACAAAGGGGGUUUCGAGAGAGGAAAUGGCUUGACCAUGGAGGACAAUGAUCUUUACUCAUCUUGGAAAACCGAGCGGACACUUCCUCCAAACCAGUACCAAGUGACUGUCCAGAGCACAAAGGCAUCAUGGAGGUGCAAGUUGGUCGGGGAUUAUCUGAUCAGCCCAGAAAGUGAGGCUGUGUCACUGCUCGCCAUCCAGACUGGUCAAACUAUCUACAACUGGCCAUACAAGCUCUUACGCAAAUUUGGACAAGUUGAGGGUGGGUUCAGCAUUGAAGCAGGCCGCCGCUGUGACUCAGGAGAGGGAGUGUUCAUCUUCCUGUCCAAGAACGGUCCCCAGAUCUUUCAGACUAUAUCCAGGCAGUGCUCCAUGGAGAGGAAGUCCUCUAUCCAGGCAUUCAGUGUCCACAGAGGAUCAUCAUGUGACCAGUCUCUUCUCCACCAACUUCCCAAAACCGACCGAGCUGCUGGUCCUCCUGAUUUCAAUCCUGCAGAUACAGAUACAGAAGAUGAAUGUGACAACCACUAUUCAACUAUUACUGAAGCCUCUUUAUUUAAAGUAAUGCAUCCAUCUCUUGUUCAUUGUCGUCUCACUAACAGCAAGGAAGCUUUGGGAAGAGAAAGUGAGGAUGAGGAUGAACGGUGUCAUUCCCUGGAGGCUAUAAGCCUGGAUGAUGACAUGGAUGACAGCAUUUAUUACAAUGUGAGGAGAGCCACACCACCUAUACCUAAAAAACAGUUAUUUCCUGUAAAACAGAAUUCAGAGUGCAUUUAUUCAGACUUGAAACUUGUUGAGGCUCCCUUAGAUCUCCAGCUGCAGCCUUCCUCGUCACCCCUCCCUCCACCUGUGCCACCGCCUCCUCCCUGUAACCUGCCCCUGCCCCAGUCUGUUUCCUACGCUCCACCCAAGCCGGUACGGUACCAACGCCAGCCCCCUGCAAGUAACUACAUCCAGCCAGCGAACAAUACACAGGCGGAGCCAGUGGAUGACAUGAAGGAGAUGGAGGAGGCCACCAGCUUCUCUGCAUGUGCUAACCCCACAGAGGCCCCUGGCAGUUUUAAACACAGGCUGGCAGAAAUCAUUUCUAAGGACUUGGCAAAGUUCCAGCCACCUCUCCCCUCUGGAGUGGGCAGCCCCCCGUUUCCUCAGUAGGCUAUUAGUUA